AUGUCCUCGGACUCGGAUAUUCAGUCCUUCUCAACGCUGACUGGUCAAAGGCAGUUUGUUGAUUCCAAGAUCAAAAAGGAGGACGAAGAGAUAGCCGCAAAGGGAAGCUUCAUACAUCUACUCCUAAAAAGUCGCCGUUCAUACCCUCCUCUAACAACUCGCACUGAAUUGCACCGCCUUCUCUGUGAUACACCGAAGUUGCUGAGAAAUCUCCUAAAUGCAUGUGAACUGAAACGUUUCAGGCUUGAAUCAAUCAAAACGCAGCACUUCUGUCAGAUGGCAUGCCCAAAUCGCUACUGCUAUGGCUUCCUCCUUAUGAUUUCUUGUUCUUGUGGUGUGCUGUUAAUAGCUCCGACUGAAGCAGAAGAUGAUGCAGGGUCACUCUUGGGAGGGAAGAAGCUGAUCAUUGGACUUCCUUAUAAAUCAGGCUACACCCAAUUUGUGGAUGUACAACAACUCAAUUCUUCUGAUAGCAAUCAGGUCGUCCAGGUUGGGGGCUAUUCUAUUAACGUCUUCGAUGCCACAAUAGCCUACCUUAAGCGUUCGAAUUACAAUAUUUCGUUCGAGUAUAGAGCUUUUGUAGACGAAGAGGGAAACAGUGCUGGGGAUUACGACGCACUUGUCCACCAGAUUUUCGAAGGAAAGUAUGAUGCUGUGGUGGGAGAUGUGACGAUUUUGGCAAAACGGUUGAAUUAUGCUGAUUUUACGUUACCAUAUACGCAUUCUAAUGUGAAGAUGCUUGUGAAAGUUCGACAUGAUCCACGGUUGAAUAUGUGGAUUUUUGUACGACCAUUUAGUUGGAGUCUUUGGUUGUCCAUUGCCAUAAUCUCUACUUUUAUCGGAGGUAUCUUACUAUUCAUGGAACGUAAUGUCAACAAAGAUUCAACGCAUGAAAAUGCACCAUGUAGGAAACAAUUCAAUGGGAUUUCUAUCCUGUGGUUUCCUGUUGUACAGGCAAUUUUUCCUGAAAGAGAAUCACUGGCCAAAAAUUGUUCAAGGUUUGUGCUGGUGAUGUGGUUGAUACUGGUAUUUGUGCUUAUGCAAAGCUACACAGCAAGCUUAUCAUCGAUCUUGACAAUACAUCAGUUGCAACCUCGGUACCUUAGUGAGAACGAUGUUACAGAAGAUCCCAACAUUAUUGUUGGAUACAAUCACGGUUCAUUUGUGGGAGACUUAUUGAUCAAUGGCUUGAAGAUCGAUAGGUCAAGGGUGAAGAGCUACGCUAGCAUUAAAGACUAUAAGGAGGCUUUAGAUAAAGGAAGUCGUAAAGGUGGUGUUGAUGCUAUUUUUGAUGAAGCUCCCUACUUUAAGGCUUUCCUCAAGAAUUAUGGCUCCAAUUAUGCCGUGGUUGGAACUAGGCACCAUGCUGGUGGAUUUGGUUUUGCAUUUCGCAAGGGCUCCACGCUAACCCCGCACUUUUCUAAAGCCAUAUUAAAUAUUAGCGAGAGUAAUGAAAUGGACUGCAUUCAGGAGACAUAUUUUGGAAGCAGCGAUGAUGAUAAAAACCAAGAACUAUCUAAUUCAUCAUCAUCAAAUGAUGCGAGUCCCAGUCUUACAGCUUACAGCUUUGCAGGUUUGUUCAUGGUCAUUGGAAUUCUUUCACUGUUAGCUUUGCUAGUCUCUGAAUGUCAUAUUUGGCGAAAACCUGUCAUGCUCGCGCAGACUUAUAGCCAACAAUUUUUCAGUCGGAGCUCUAAAAGAAUCAGUCCAUUAGAGGAAGGUUCUCCAACAACAAUAAAGGAUGACAAAGAAUGUUAUACACGCGCAGAAUAUAUUGGAUCAGAAGUUCUAGCAGAUAAUUAA
Prosopis cineraria is the source of this 1803-nucleotide messenger RNA. Its product is annotated as glutamate receptor 2.8-like. The record is from RefSeq and is a predicted model, not a curated record. Gene Ontology annotation, cellular component: plasma membrane. Lineage: Eukaryota; Viridiplantae; Streptophyta; Magnoliopsida; Fabales; Fabaceae. Gene Ontology annotation, molecular function: glutamate-gated receptor activity. The coding region runs from base 1 to 1803 and encodes 600 amino acids. The transcript is spliced from 7 exons.